CAUGCCUAUAUCUAUUGCCUUAUCCGUCUUAGCUCAACAAAAUUCUCUUCAUUCAUCACAUCCCAAUUUCCAUGACCAUUUUCUUGAUGUUGAUUAGAGAUGUUAAAGUAGCUUUUAGUCGAGACAAUUGGGGUAUACUUGAUAGUGUCGUUUAAUUCGCGACAAAUUGAGUUCGGAGUCUGCAAUCAAAUGGCUAAUAAUGAUAGCAGCUUUCAUACUCCUAGUAGCUCAUUGUGUGUUAAUGAAGGCUCAAUGGUGGCUAGCAAGCUCAAUGAGUUAGCUUCUCGUUUGAAGUUUGAACAAUGGGCUAUUUCAACUCCAACAAUUCCUUCAAAUCCAACAUAUUUGACAAGUUACAACAUAGAUCAAAAACCUUUCUUCUCAGAGGAAUCUAGCAUCACUAAGCAAAAUUGUAGCACUGUUAAAUAUCUUGGAGUUCAUGGAGGCCAGGAUCUCGCGAAAGGUGUUGAUUUGGAAGAAUUGAGUUCCGAUAUUAGCUACAGGAUUUUCAGCAGUUUACAACAAAGUCAUCAUAGUGAAGACAGGGGAAUGGAUUGCCUAGUCUUGGAGAAAAAAUUAUCUGUCACUGGUUCUAAUAGUCAUGUUGAAACUGCUCUUGAGGCAUCAUCUGGACAGCAUGAGUGCAUUGGAUUUCAGUCUUCACAAGAGGCUGCAGGUGCCAGUGCCACUACUAAUUUCAUGCUUAUGAAUCCAAGUUGUAACAAAAAUAUCGGCUUAGUAUUUCCACCAGCAUCAGUUCAUUCAAGGUCAUUGUCAAUCUCCAACAUCACUGGAGAAAGCAGUGCAGGAACCGGCUAUCAAGAUUGCAGAUUGUCACCACUCUUUUUGACCGACGAAUCAUCACAGGUUUGGAGAACGGAAGUUAGUCUUCAACAGGCACGGAAUGAAGCUAAGAUGCGAUAUAAUGUGAAAAAGAAAACUAGAACGUUCAAUAAGCAAAUAAGAUAUGCUUCGCGUAAGGCCAGGGCAAAUACCAGAAGACGAGUUAAAGGCAGAUUUGUUAAGGCUGGGGAUGCUUAUGAUUAUGAUCCAGUAGCAACAAGGAUAUGAGAGAAGGAGACCUUUAGAGUAACGGUAAAGUUGUUUCUAUAUGAUUCAUAGAUCACGAGUUCAACUCGUGGAAUCAACCCAUAAUGUUUGCAUCAGGUAGAGUGUCUAUAUUAUAGCAACUCUUUCCGGAUUUUGCAUGAAAUUGGAAAACUUUGUACACCCAAGCUACCUAUUUUUUAGUUAGUAAUAAGGGAUAUGUUGGCUAUCAAAGCUAAUUUUGGCCCCUUCUAUAUUGUCAAAAUUUGCCGGUGUUAAGGUAUCACAGGGCAAAGAUACUCGAAUUCCUUUGGUGGCCAGUCGAAAAGGUUUAUGUUAGAUGAGCUGGUCAAACAAUUCUUCAUGGUAUUAGAGCAGAUAGACGUCAUAAAUUCACGUAUCACUGUUGUUGACAUGCUUAGUACGUCGAUAAAAGUGUAUCUUCUAUAAGAGCUUAAACUUUUAGACGAGGCAAUCUGGUAAUUCAAUACCGGGUUUAUCCCAUGAGAAGUUUUAUUGUGGCUAAACUAGUUCAAUUGGGGGUAUGUCAAGAAACAUAGCAUAUGUUACUAUAUUUCCUAUAAAAUGGAAGAUGUGAACUUGAUAAUGGAAUAUGAAGGGAACCAUUUUUUUAUUGUCUCUCCAGAGAUAUGUCUUGUAUAUUGUAUUAUUGAUAUAGAAUAAUACUCUUUCAUAAUA
Messenger RNA from Solanum dulcamara, 1746 nucleotides. RefSeq names its product zinc finger protein CONSTANS-LIKE 12-like. Lineage: Eukaryota; Viridiplantae; Streptophyta; Magnoliopsida; Solanales; Solanaceae. The record is from RefSeq and is a predicted model, not a curated record. Gene Ontology annotation, molecular function: protein binding. The transcript has 5 exons. The coding region runs from base 190 to 1071 and encodes 293 amino acids.